AUGAACACGGCCUUUGCCAAUGCCGUCGCCGCGUUGGGCACUCCAGCUUCCUCAUCUAGCGAUAGUCGGUAAGAUUGUUUCCCAUCUCACAAAAUCCGUAAUUGUUUUAGAUGUGACACAAAAAACGACACGAAUGAAGUGUGCUCUCAACCCUUGAGUGCAUCCACAACCAUCUACACCAAUCAAAGCCCAUGGACGGAACACAUCCCACUUCUCGGGGGUAAGAUAAAACAUGUCUUCAAACGCAAUCGUCAAUCCAAUGGAACAUUUAAGUUUUGCUUUGUAGGUUACGCUAACGCCCUUGACGGGAAUGUAAACAUUGGCAACAAUUAUGUCUAUGAUCAACCCUUCCAGCCCACUUACUUUACUGGAAAUGGCUACAUCCCUACUUAUGGAGUCUUCUGCGACACUUUUGGGGCAAGGUUAGCUGGUCAAGGUAUGGAUGGAGAACACCCGGGAAUGUCAUUGGAUUCAGAAAUAAAAUCUGAAAAUGAUGAUGAAAAGUAGGAAUUAUACUUAUUAUGAAAACUAGAGAUUGUAGAAUCAAAUCAGAACAUGGCGAUUCGGAUGGGGGAGACGAACUCGAGACAAGCUUUGACGGUAAAAAAAGGAAAAGGAAACGAAGAGUGUUGUUCACCAAGGCUCAAACAUUUGCUCUGGAGAGAAGAUUCCGAAUGCAAAAGUAUUUAUCGGCCCCAGAAAGGGAAGAUCUGGCCAGGGAAAUCAAUUUAACGGCGACGCAAGUAAAGAUUUGGUUCCAAAACCAUCGGUAAGGGGCUGAAAUUAAUCACGAGGUUAAUUAUAACGCUUUUUUAUAACAAAUCACUUUCAGCUAUAAAACCAAAAAAGUGACCCCCGAGAAGCCAUCGUCAUCGUCCAGUUUCGACUCCACUACUCCUACCAAUCUCGCGACUGAUUUUACAGCGAGAAGGAUGCCAAUUCCGGUGCUAAUGAGGGAUUCGAACAUCAGCAUGAACAAUGUUGUCAACUUUUCCAACAACCCGUAUUUACCCGUCACCUCAAACGUGCCCACUUCGACGUUCGGAUCACAGUAUUACAUGAACAAUGGGUGGACGUGGCCUUCUUAA
This is a messenger RNA of Bursaphelenchus xylophilus (pine wood nematode), 1088 nucleotides long. Lineage: Eukaryota; Metazoa; Nematoda; Chromadorea; Rhabditida; Aphelenchoididae. The record is from the annotation of a GenBank genome assembly.